Ostertagia ostertagi is the source of this 417-nucleotide messenger RNA. NCBI's taxonomy places the organism in Eukaryota, Metazoa, Nematoda, Chromadorea, Rhabditida, Trichostrongylidae. The record is from the annotation of a GenBank genome assembly.
AUGGUAGUUCCAACACUACCGAAUUCCAAUAUUUCAAUUUUUAGCACAGAAUUUUUGGAGUACAACAAGAAUCGAGAAUCACAACUUCGGUCUCUUCGUCGUGAAAUUAGCGUUGCCGAGGCGGAAAAAGCUUCCAUGCAAGAAACAAUUGUGAAGAUGCGGGAGAAUAAUGUAGCUUUCGAAUCCCAAAUUGCUCAUGACAAAAAGACGGGUAAAGAAGCUGACCACGUUAUAGAUUGUUGGAUGCGAGUGCUGAGAGGUGCAAUGAGCGAAACUAUGAAAGAGUACAACCUACACACUCCUGAAGAAACGGUAGCCUUCUUGACUAAGCUUGCAGACAAUGACGCUCCCAACGAGGAUGUGCUUCACGUGGUCAAAGAAGUGAUCCAUAGUGCGUCAUUUCUCCUUCCCAAAUAG